Solanum verrucosum is the source of this 1508-nucleotide messenger RNA. Its product is annotated as shewanella-like protein phosphatase 2. The record is from RefSeq and is a predicted model, not a curated record. Lineage: Eukaryota; Viridiplantae; Streptophyta; Magnoliopsida; Solanales; Solanaceae. Gene Ontology annotation, molecular function: hydrolase activity. The coding region runs from base 96 to 1283 and encodes 395 amino acids. The transcript has a single exon.
AGUAUUUAGGUCAACCAAAAGUCAAGUGACCUUACAAAACCUCUAUUUCUCAACAAAACAAAAAAACCUUCACUUUGUUCACAUCAAAUGCAAAAAUGGAGUCACAAGCGAAUCUAACAUGCCAAAAUCUCCCUACAAUCUUCUCCUCUUUCGUUGACACAUUUGUCGAUUUCUCUGUCAGUGGUGGCCUUUUCUUACCGCCGCCAAUAACCCCAAAACCCCAAAAUCCAUUACAAACAAUCUUCCCUUCUCCUACUCGUUUAAUUGCUAUAGGUGAUAUCCAUGGUGAUUUUCAAAAAUCCAAAGAAUCCUUCAAACUUGCUGGCUUAAUUGAUGAUCAUGAUAAAUGGUGUGGUGGGUCAACAACAGUUGUACAAAUAGGUGAUGUGCUAGACCGUGGUGGAGAAGAGUUGAAAAUUCUUUAUUUUCUUGAAAAACUGAAAAGGGAAGCUGCAAAGGUAAAUGGUAAUUUAAUUACUAUGAAUGGUAAUCAUGAAAUUAUGAAUGUUGAUGGUGAUUUUAGGUAUGUUACUAAAGAGGGUCUUAAAGAAUUUCAAGAUUGGGCUAUGUGGUAUUCUGUAGGGAUUGAUAUGAAAAAAAUUUGUACUGAGUUGGGUGAAAAAGGGUGUGUUAAGGAUCUUUUUGAAGGGAUUCCUUUAGAAUUUCGCGGUGUUAGACCGGAGUAUUUUGAGGGGAUUAGAAUCCGUAUUGCAGCAUUAAGGCCAAAGGGGCCUAUUUCAGAAAGGUUUUUAUCGAAAAAUCAAACAGUUGUUGUGGUUGGUGAUUCCGUGUUUGUACAUGGUGGGCUUUUGCCUAAACAUGUGGAUUAUGGAUUUGAGAAUGUGAAUGAGGAAGUGAGGGAUUGGAUUUGUGGAUUGAAGGGAAGAGUUUCAAGGGAUUUGGUGAGGGGGAAAGAUUCUAUUGUUUGGUUGAGGAGGUUUUCAAAUGAGUUAGCAAAGGAUUGUGAUUGUUCUACUCUUGAACAUGUGCUUGCUACUAUUCCUGGAGCGAAGAGGAUGAUAAUGGGACAUACAAUUCAAGAAAGUGGGAUAAAUGGAGUUUGUGGUAACCAAGCCAUAAGGAUUGAUGUAGGUAUGUCAAAGGGAUGUGCUAAUGGAUUGCCGGAGGUUUUAGAGAUUGAUAGGUAUAAAGGGUUGAGAAUUUUGACAUCGAAUCCGUUGUAUCAAAAUGGAAAGGAAGCUUCUUUGGAUGCUAAACCUAAGGAUGGUCUUGGUUUCCUGCUCCCUGAACUUGGACCAAAGCAAGUCGAGGUGAAGGCAUAAUUGGAUGAUUGAACUCACGAGGAUCUAAUCUUUCUUUUGGAAUUCUUGGGGAUCGUAUUUCUCCGUUGUUGGUAUGAUUCUUCUAUCACUCAUAUACUAGACCAUUGUGGAGUGAUAAGAAAAGCAUUGUUUUAAACUCAUGUAUGGUUCGAUUAUUGUGAAUUAGAUAUAAGCUCAAUUGAAGAAUUGGUUAUGAAAUAUUAGUGAUUACUCAAUUUGCUCUUU